Molecule: messenger RNA, 1436 nt
Organism: Alligator sinensis (Chinese alligator)
Lineage: Eukaryota; Metazoa; Chordata; Crocodylia; Alligatoridae
Gene: SSR2
Product: signal sequence receptor subunit 2
Exons: 6
Coding region: 147-698 (183 amino acids)
Cellular component (GO): endoplasmic reticulum; membrane
Source: RefSeq, a predicted model, not a curated record
GUCUCCCUCCGGGGACUACACUUCCCAGGGUGCCUCGGGGUCCGCACUUCCGGCGCGGCCGCUUCCGGGCGCUCAGCGCUGACUCCCGCUUCCGGUGGCGCGUGCGGCGAAGUGGGUAGGGGCGCCGGGCUGGGCCAAGCCGCGAGAUGAAGCUAUUUGUUCUUGCCGUGUGUGCCCUGCUGUCGGUUGCCCAUAGCGAGGAGGGUGCCAGGCUGCUGGCCUCUAAGUCUCUGUUAAACAGAUACGCCGUAGAGGGCAAAGAUUUGACUCUGCAGUACAACAUCUACAACGUGGGCUCCAGUGCUGCUCUCGAUGUGGAGCUCUCGGAUGACUCCUUCCCCCCAGAAGACUUCGGCAUCGUCUCUGGGAUGCUCAGUGUCAAGUGGGACAGAAUCGCACCAGCUAGCAACGUCUCUCACACCGUUGUCUUGAGGCCCCUCAAAGCUGGCUACUUCAACUUCACCUCUGCCACCAUCGCGUACCUCGCGCAGGAGGGUGGGCAGGUUGUGAUUGGCUUCACCAGCGCGCCUGGGCAGGGGGGAAUCCUGGCACAGAGAGAGUUUGACAGGAGGUUUUCCCCUCACUUUCUGGACUGGGCAGCUUUCGGCGUGAUGACGCUUCCAUCCAUCGGGAUCCCUCUGCUGCUGUGGUACUCGAGCAAGAGAAAGUACGACACCCCCAAGACCAAAAAGAACUGAGCAAAACAGAAUGCAGCCGCUGCCGCCCCUGAGCUAAGGAGAGAACCGAACUUAACCCCACAGAGCAAUGCAGGUGUAUUCGGCAUAGGGGCAUCUCCCUUCCAUAGCACUGUCUGGGCUAGUACUUCAGUCCUGACGAAUCCUUGUGGCAGCUGACACAUUGCCUUCUCAUCCUUUCUGAAACCUUUCUCAGCAGACCCGGAGCAAAGCUGACCCCAGUUCUCUUGUAACGCCGUUGUGGCGACUGCAGUGUCAGCAUGUUAACAAUGCCCAGCAGAUCUUGCUUGUGGGGGGUGCUUUUGACAGCUUCUUUGUGGCAUCAGUGCUGUCUGCUUAGUGCCUGUCUUAUCUGCAACCCAGUGGUGUCCUGCCACGCUCAUCCUGAACCCUAAUUCAGCCCAAUUCCUCUCUGUCAUUCUUCAGAGAGCUGCAGGUUUCUCAUCAUUCGAUGCCAUUGACUUGAUCUUCUCAUUGAUGUCUUGAUACCUGGAAUUGAGACCUCCCUUCUGUUAAAUCCCUACAAAUGCCAGGCCCUUUCCAUCAAAUGGGGGCAGAGAGGGGGAGCUCCUACCCAGAAGGAUGCCCAGCUGCUGUCCAGGGACUGCUGGAAGCCCUGCUGUAUUUCAGCAAGCAGUUGACUGGUUCCUUGAUGUUUCUCUGAUUACUCUGCUAAGGGUUGAGAUGCGUGUUGACUGCCUGCCUGGAGGGUUUUGUAAUAAAAUGAACACCACAAAAUGA